This is a messenger RNA of Hyalella azteca, 6501 nucleotides long. RefSeq lists its product as uncharacterized. Gene Ontology annotation, molecular function: GTPase activator activity. Gene Ontology annotation, biological process: signal transduction. The record is from RefSeq and is a predicted model, not a curated record. Lineage: Eukaryota; Metazoa; Arthropoda; Malacostraca; Amphipoda; Hyalellidae.
GAUUUCUAGUCAGGAAUGCUUGCCUUAUGAAUGUUUAUUGGACCCGUCUUAUAUAAUAUGAAUUUUGGGUGAUGCCGUACUUAUUGUAAGCAAUAGAAAUGAAAAACGUGAAUAAGUGCAAGAAAUUGUAAUUCGUCAAUAUUAAUUGAACUUUAUGCAAGUAUUAGACUCAAGUAUUUCUUUGAUAGCGGCGCCAUGAGACAUGAAACAUCGCUGUUCGGAGGUCCUUGUCUCAGUGAAAACAUUUCUAUCGGGCUCAGUACGCCCAAGUGUAAGCAAACUCCUCUGACUUCGCCCGUUGUGCGUUAUUCUAAGAAGCCAGUGCUAAGCGACCGUACGAACACAGACUCACCAUCAUACGAACAUCUGAGCCUUCAUCGCAGUCUCGGCCACUGCAGGGAUGCUGGCUUCUGGCAUAAAGUUGUCACUCCGGGAGGAAGCCUAACUUUCAAAAGACGUGGUGUUCAGAGUAAAGGCCUGAUGAGCAUAGAAAUGUCUCAUCUUCAGACGUGUGCCGAACAUCCGCCUAUUGGAUCACCAGAUGACGGCUUUGAUCCAAGUGCUGAAAAGUUUACAGAUGACUGGCAAACCGCUUUAAAUCCUAAGGACGAAUCUAAUGUUGAUCCUUUUAACACACUUCCUCGAAAUUACAAGUGUUCUUUACAACGUCAGAGUUUACCUGGUUCAAGAGGCCCAUUUUUCCCCAAGCAUUCCCCGAUAUCUGAAGUAGCUAAAUCACCAUAUUUGUAUCUCAAAUCCAAGCUGAAGAGCAAAGGACCGCGCUUGUCUUGCUCUCCCUUACGGUCAUCCCACAAGCAUGCUUCUCAGGAUUACCUGCACAGAAUAUCCUCACUGAGCAAGAAGCACGGUGCCCCUCGGUCGAGCGUGGAAGUUUGCCCUCAGUCCAGCACUUGGGGUCAUCACUUCACAGGCAGCCGGCCAUCAGUGUGCACACACUGCACUCUUAUGCGCACUCUUGCGGCCAAUUCGACGCUGCCACGAGCAGGACUCAAGCGCAUGCCUCCUACACCGCCUUCACCAAGACGAGCGUUCCAUGCGUCGUGGUGGUCUCGCCUCUCCAACACAUCCCGCGAGCUUCAGGCGCUGUCCUCGAACACGCUCAACGCUAUCGCCAGUUGUCCACCACCGGAUGUUGUUCUCCACGGACCCGACGUCACCAUCAACUGGAGCGGGGACGGCAGCAGCAGCAGCAGCACCAGCAGCGGACGUCAGUUCACACGCAAGUCCAGCUUACCGCGCCCCUUCCACCGUCGUCCUGCCGACCAAACCAUCCCUUCUGACGCCGAGCAGACAGGAUGCAUGGACAGCCGAGCAGGAUCGUCGGAAGACGCGCCUUCUGAAGGAGGGUCGGGCGACAGAGUGCAAGCGUGGGCCACGUCCUUUGAGAAGCUCCUCGAAGACCCUGUUGGUCUCAACACCUUCAGUGAGUUCCUCAAGAAGGAAAUUAGUCACGAGAAUAUAUAUUUUUGGACUGCAUGCGAGCGAUACCGACUAGGAAUCAGUUCGGAUUCAUCGAACAACAAUAACAACGUGGAGUGCAACAAGCCCUGGAGUGAGUGGGCCGGCCGACAUGAAGCAGCAACCAAAAUUUACAACACCCACUUGGGUGACAACGCCCCGGAGCCCGUCAACGUCGACUCCCAGGCGCGGCAGAUGGCGCAAGACGGACUGCGACAACCCACUCAAGAUCUCUUCGCAACGGCCCAGAAGCAGGUGUUCAACUUGAUGAAGUUUGACAGCUACAGUCGCUUCCUGAAGUCUACCCUGUACCAGGAGUGCCUAGAACGAGAAUCUCGAGGUGAAAGCCUGCAGUUUGGUAACAAGGAAUCUUGGGACCCUAACUUGAGAAUCCUGCCUCUUCAAUCGUUGUCGUCUGGAGACGCUCAGAACGCCAACAAUUUUAACAAAGGUAAAAAUGAUCUUGACGAGCGCCGUCGACGUUCCCUUCUGCCAUGGCAUCGCAGCAAAGACCGCAGCAAGAGCAAAGACCGCCUCCAGUCCGGCGCUGCGGACGCGCGUGCCGCUGCCAAGUCCAAGCGACCGCUCAUCUCGUCCAACGUUAAAGACUCGGCGACCACGAAGGCCAAGAGCCUCAGUGUCAGUGCCAGUCGCUUGGUCCGUGGCACCAGCACCGACAGUGCCAACGCUCAGCAAGGUGUCGGGGUGAGGAGCAACAGCGUGUCAAGGGUUGUCGGUAGCCGACAUCCCUCAGAAUCGUCGGGGAGCAUCGGGAAGACGUCCGACGUGUCUGGCAGCAGAACGUCUCUCAAUUCGGGCUCCGAGGGCGCAUUGGUGGCGGGAAGAAAGGCCGUUUCGAAAGAAAGCCUGACGAGCAGCGACUGCCUGAGCCUGAGCGGCGGUGAGGGCGGCAGUGGCACGGUGUCGGGUCGAUGUCGUGUCAUCCUGCCGGACCGCAGCCAGAGCGUCGUGGCCGUGCGUGGGGGCGUCUCGGUCGAGCGCGUCAUGAGGCGCAUGCUGGACCGCCGGGGCCCCUUCGCCUACAACGUCGUCAUGGCGGGGAAAGGCGACCGCCUCGUGUCGGGAUCCGAGGACAGCAGCGUGCUGUGUGGCGCUGAGGUUCGUCUGCAGCAACUCGUCCUGUUCAGGCUAGACCUGCCCAAUCAGAAAACUGUUUGUGUCAAAGCCAAGCCCCACAAGCUGGCCAGCGACGUGCUCAGACCCAUCCUCGCCAAAUACGGCUUCAAGCUCGACCUCAUGCACAUCCACACCGUUGAAGAGAACCCUCGACCCGUGAACGUCAAAGGGCAAAUAACAGAACUGGAUGGCCAAAAGUUCGUCGUACAAACCAAGGAAGAUGUAAAGGAGUGGGGCGUUUCGGGAGUGGGCAACGGCUGUGGUGUCGCAAGUGCUGCCCAGGACUCAGACGCUCUGGACGCGAUCACCAACAGAGUGUUUGAAGACCUCCUGCAGAGCAAGACUUCACACCAGCUCCUUAGCAACUGUGACUACGAUGCGCGAUCUGCCAAGACCGAUGUGUGCAGCGACUACUCAGGAGGGCUACGCGGCUCUCUAGGGCGUAAAACUAACAUUACUGAUAAGUCCCGUCCUGGUGACGGGGGCCGAGGAGCCAGCAGCAACAGACCAGUCCACACGCCUACCAAGGAAAAUGACGAACUGUACGAAGGCCUCAAGCGAGCGCAAAUGUGUCGCAUCGAAGACCAGCGAGGGACUAAAAUAAACUCUGAACUGCCGGACUUUUUGAAGCGUGACUCAGAGAAUAAAGAGAAUGAGAUGAUCGUUGAUGAAACUGAGGAUACAACUUCCCACUUCUUGAUGCCAGAAGCUACUCCUUCUGCGGCCUCAGGAUCGUGUUUUUCUAACAGCCGAACAACCGAUCACCAGCAUCCCUUUUAUCCUAAUCACCAUCAUCAUCAUCAUUAUCAUUACACUCCGUCUUCUCAACAACAGAACUCAGCCUGCGCGUCAGAAGCGCAUGGCUCGAGCGAAGAACAUUCCCAAAAUUUGAAUACGAACUCAACUCCAACAUUGCAUGUGAGUUCUUCGUCUCUAACUCAACAUCAGGCACAUCAUAACUUCUGGUCUGACAUCAGUGGAGGUGGAAGCUCUAUUCCGUCAUCUUUAUUAGCUACUUCGUCAUCUUCGUUAUCGUCAUCUACUGGUUUGCCAAUGUCUUCUUCCAACAAUUUUGACGGUAUUGACACUCCCUUGACGAUAGCUAGGAACUUCUUGUUUGACAUGCAGUACGACGCUCCUGAAAUUUCGACCGCAAGACCAAAGCUUCGACCAAGACCAGAAUCUUGCGUCAACACGCGGCCGGAUGCGUUCAUGGGACCUGAUCAAGUUAAUCGCCCAAAAUCUUCCUGCGGUUCACUCACUGCUUCACCAGAUAGGACUUUAAUCGCUUCUCCUGAUAUGGACAAGACUCUAUCCUCCGAUACAUCCAUGGAUCAGGCCGGCGACGUAUUCACGAACAUGCGCAUGCGCGGUCACGAGAACGAAGAUGCCAGCCGACCCAGUCUCCUGGCAGCUUCAGCGAGACCAUUCUUGCAACAGCACCGCGGCCCUCAGUACUUACGUCGUCAUGACCACCACCAUCAUCCUCAUCCUUCACCUAUGGACAGCAUGAUGUCAAAUACUAACCCGUCUUCUGCGUCACAUCUUGCAAAUUUCUCGUCGUUUUUAAACAGCCUCGGUUCAGGAGCAACCGGUGGAGUAUCAGUCAGGAGCGCAAACAGAAACGGGGCUUUUGAAGGGAACAUGGCCACUCCUCCUCCUCCUUUGCCUCCCAAACCCAAGCUGGGAGCUCCAGCAAGAGGACCUCCUCCUCGUCCUCCCUCUCGACAGCUUCCUUCUGGACCGCCUUCCUCUGGCUACGUCUCAGGUCUACUGGAGGGCUCGACACUCAGGGGGGCGGGAGCCUCUGACAUGAGCUCCAGUCAAAAAACGCAAAGCAAAGAUUCAAUCAGCUUUGUAUGAAUGGAGAAACCCCAUUAACAUUUUUUAGAAUUAGUAAAAUUGUUUUGUUUAGUGUGAAUGUGCCACCAAUAUUAAGCGCUUUAGCAUGAUAUUAAUUAAUUAUUGCGCCACCUCGUGAUGUUACGUUUAGGUCGUACGAAGGAUAUGAUUGCGCGUUGGUUGGUUUUAAGGAAUAAUUUGUUCCGCGUUACCAUGCCCGUCUCAGUUUACCCUGACCAAUACAUGUUACUCACGAGAAGCUUCGCCUCGUUGUGGCGGUCAUUACGAGGGCGUUGUGUUGCAAACUCAAAUCUUAAGAGUUUAUAACAUGUACUUUCAUACGUUACUUUUGUGAGGCAUGGCAUUGUUUUUAAGAGUUUGGAUCGAGUGGCUGCUCGUUGGCAUUUCGUAAAAGUCUUCGUUCAGUACAAAUUCGUGUACAGUAAGCGUAAUGUUUCUUACAACUUUUUCAUGCCAUGCUACCCACACGAAAGAUGUGCCAGUACACGCUGAAGGUUUUUCUUAGCUAUGAGCUUAUUCCAAGUUAGGAAUUAAUAAGACCAGGCUUUAAUUUUGUUUACAAUAACUACAAAUUUUUGGUUUGUCAUUACAUUAUUACAUUACGUACGUGUUGCCUUGAACCGAGAUAUUAAAACAAAACUAUAAACAGAGAUGUCUUAACCUUAUGUUGUAGGUUGUGUUGUCUAAAUUCUGAUUCUCUUGUAUAGCUGAUUUUAGCGGACCUGCAUUGGCUCAGCUCCGCGAAAUUGAAUUAGUAAUUUUCAAAGGCAACACUUCCAUUGUUUUAAAUGAGAAAAAUUAUUUGUGCACCAUCAAUUAACUUCCUGAUGAAUGGUAAUUGAAACAUAUAUUAAUGUGUCGCAUUGCAUAUACAGGAAAAGGAGGAAUUUCUUUGAUUACGUCGAGUGUUGGGGAGGACCUAGAACUUUCGCUGAUUGCUUGGUUCACUUCAUCCUAGUGACAUCUGACGUUUUUACCGAGGCAUUUGUUGUAGUAGUGAGUUAUUUAUAUGAAUUGUUAUAUUUUCUUGUUAUUAGCUCUUCUGUUCACUGCGUGCGACCCUACAGUACUUGCUAUUUUGCCUUGGAAUCCCACCCACUUCCUUCCUUGCUGACAAACGAUCUUUUUGUUUCAAUUUAUAAUUGAAGCAAUAUCGAUUCGACUUACUCUUGGACUGUUUGGUUUGCCUUUGUGGCGUAAACAAAUGUGACGUGAAUAAUCCGAAUGUACUAUUCUUCACUUUUGUUUCCUGUGAUAUUCGAUUUCCUUUCCAUUUAAUUGAUAAUGACGAUUCACGACGAUCUGGUGAAAAUUAAUCAUAGCCUUUUUACGCACGCAAAAUCAUGACAGCGCUCUGGAUUUUUCAACAUCCCGAGACGUAAUGCAUUUUUACCCUUCAGCAUAAGUGUAAAUUAAUUAUUUAUGUUGCAAUUUAAGGUGUACCUGAACAUACUGUACAUAAUUCUGCGCCGCAAGGGUUUGUAAAUAUUCAUUAGCUUGAGUUCCUAGCCAUUGCAUCUUGUUGCCAAUGUAGAAUCUAUAUUUGUUUCUGUAUAAAGUUCGUAUCAAGAAGAGAUAAAGUUAUAAGUAAACGAGACUUCAUUUCCCUCGUAGUUUGUCACGAAUCGCACAAAUGUUCCUUGUUAUUAAAUUAAUCUAUAUUAUUUAUUCUUUGUGUGCGAAACUUAUUCCAUGAUGAUAAUUGCUAGCAAUCCGAUGUUUACAUUUCUGGGAAUUAGUACAUCUCACACUUUACAAAAAUGUCUCGUAGCUGUAGGUUGAAUGAAAAUUGUGCACACUACAAUACUUUUGUCAGAAACGGUAAAUUGAAAACAGAUCAACAAUGCUUAUUAAUAUAAGUGACACUGCUGGCACGGUGAAUGAGACAAAUCGUGUAAAACAUCUUCACUUAAGAGCAAAAUUCAUUUCAGCUCACGGCUUUUGAUGAAUGUGAUCAAUUUAAGAGCACGUAGAAAUAUAGGUAAUUAUUAAGCAGAUACAGAGCGCAGCUUUUACAAAUUG